This is a messenger RNA of Dryobates pubescens (Downy woodpecker), 573 nucleotides long. RefSeq names its product basic proline-rich protein-like. The transcript is spliced from 2 exons. Lineage: Eukaryota; Metazoa; Chordata; Aves; Piciformes; Picidae. The record is from RefSeq and is a predicted model, not a curated record. Bases 1 to 573 code for a protein of 190 amino acids.
AUGCCUGUUCCACGGCCACCCCGCUCGGAGAAAGGUGCCGGGGUGGGACCCCUCAGGGGCAAGCCCUACAACGAGUGCCCCGUCCCGCUGCACGCUACCCCACGCCGCACUCCAAGGGGAAAUCUGUGCCCGGUGGCACAGCACAGCCCCGCACGGACGUGGCAGGUCUCCCCACGUCCCGCCAGUGACAGACCCCUCAGCCCCCCGCCACCUGCCAGUGACAGACCCCUCCCCGAGCCCCCUCAGCAGCAGCCCCACUGCAGUGCCCCUACCAGCGCACCGCUGCCCGCAGCUCCGCCGCCCUGCCCGACCCAGCCUCGCCGCCGCUGCUCCCGGCGCCUGCCCCGCCCCUCUCCCGCCAACGCCAACGGGGCGGCGGGCGGAGCCGUUGCGUGUCGGGCCCGGGCGGCAGGAAAGGGCCGGCCGCACCCCGGGAAACUGCGCCCGGAACCUGCGUUCCGGCUCGCAACGGGUCCGGCUCCCUUCCCGGCGCCAGUGCCUCGGUGUCCCCGCCAAGGACUGCUGGAGCUGGACGGGCGCAGGCUCAGUCCUGCUUUGUACGGCCCUUCGUGA